Molecule: messenger RNA, 240 nt
Organism: Linum trigynum
Lineage: Eukaryota; Viridiplantae; Streptophyta; Magnoliopsida; Malpighiales; Linaceae
Source: the annotation of a GenBank genome assembly
AUGCGAGGAUGCGAGGCGCGCGGCGGCGCAGCGGCAAGAGGCGAGGCGCGCGGCGGCGAGGAGGCGAGGCGCCUGACGAUGGAGACAGGGGAGGGCGGCGAGGCGCACGGGCGGCAAUUUGUGGUGGCGGUGGAAGAAGGGGUAGCGGAGGAGGCAGGGGAUGGUGGCCAGAGUCGUCGUCGGAGGGAGGAUGGGGGAGAAGGAGGGAGGAUGGGGCUGCUCACAACUGCUAGGGUUUAG